UUGUAGACGAAGAAGAGAAAUCGUUCCAUGGGGGAUACACACGCCCGUGCCCGGUCUGGCGUCCUUACCUGCAUGUAAUACGGAGUUUAGCCCAAGAAGAUUUCGUAUUGUUUUGGUAGCUCAAGGAAGUUUGACCAGGCAGGAUGCCGGAAGGAGGACGUCUUCAAUUGGCGGACAACAGCGAACAAUGGCCUUCGCAAGGAGAAACACCGCGAGGCCAGGAGUAUGUCCCCACAUGCCGAUUUUGUCUGAAUAACGACAACCAGAAGGAUAUGAUAAUGCCCUGCAAUUGCAAAGGAAAUUUGAGCCAUGCUCACGCAAAGUGCGUUGCAGUCGAGAUAUACCAAAACCGGAAGCCAGCCUGCCACAUCUGCAUGUAUCACUACAACUUGAGAAGGGACCAAAGGAAGACAGUAGUCGACUGGCUUGUGGACAAAGACAACCGUAUGGACCAUAUAAUCUGCGCGGCUAGCAUACCCUUCGCGCUCACUAUGGUUAUGGUGCUGACAUUCGCCUGGCUAGAAGCUCUCUCCAUCGUGUCCAAUAUCUACUGGUUCUUCAGCAUCCCCGUCAUUCUCCUGCUUCUCGUGCAGACAUGCACCUGGAUGGGCUUCUUCAUCUAUAGCCUAUGGUUGUACCACAAGGCCUACCUGCAGUGGAGGGACGAGGAGCCGCCUAUAGGAUUCUAGGGGAACAGCCGCCAACAUAGCCCCUGGAGCCUUUCGGAAUCGGACGCUAUUUAUUUUGUCCUCAACACCUUCCACCCACGAUACCAAGUCAUAGCACACGACCCUACUUCAUAAACACAUCACAACAAACAUUAACUGAAACUUAUCAAACGGUAUUAUGAAUAUGUGGUGUGGUUGCAUUAAACGUGCUGGGCACCAGGUGAUA
This is a messenger RNA of Ornithodoros turicata, 894 nucleotides long. RefSeq names its product E3 ubiquitin-protein ligase MARCHF3-like. The transcript is spliced from 4 exons. Gene Ontology annotation, molecular function: zinc ion binding; ubiquitin-protein transferase activity. Bases 144 to 689 code for a protein of 181 amino acids. The record is from RefSeq and is a predicted model, not a curated record. Lineage: Eukaryota; Metazoa; Arthropoda; Arachnida; Ixodida; Argasidae. Gene Ontology annotation, biological process: protein ubiquitination.